GACCAGGCAUGCAUGAGCUAUAUAAGCCGGCCGUGGAACCGAGUCAGGCACAAUCCCUCGCCAACCACUCACACCAUGGCUGCUCGUGUUACUCCUUGGCUCUGUCUUGCUUUCGCCGGCCUGGUGCUUGCAGGAGUAGUGAAGGGCGCUAACCUCCGAACUGGGACAUGCGAGUACAACGGCGUUACAUACUGGGGAGGCGCGACCAUCGAGUCUCUGCCGGAGCAAUGCACUGAGCUCAAGUGCAAGUGGUCCGCCGACGGGAACCCGACGGUGCAGCUGAUGCCCAUCGACGGCUGUAGCUGCAUCGCCGCCAGGGCUCUCCCGGGCGAGCAGGAGGCGGAGGACCUCGAGCUCCUCCUCCACGCCCAGACCCGCCAGACCAAGAGCCAGUGUCUGUUCAACGGCCAGCUCAAGUGGGGCGGCGCCGUCCUCGACCGGAUCGACGAGAACUGCGUCAAGCUCGUCUGCAAGAGUGUGGACGGUGCGCAGAAUUAUCCUGAGCUGCAGACAACGUCGGGUUGCACCUGCACACAGCAAACAUCUACGACUACUUCAACUACAACCACACCUACUACAACCACUUCAACAACUACACCAACUACGACCACUUCAACCACGUCAACCACAACCACUUCAACAACUACACCAACUACGACCACUUCAACCACGUCAACCACAACCACUUCAACAACUACACCAACUACGACCACUUCAACCACGUCAACCACACCAACUACAACCACUUCAACAACUACACCAACUACGACCACUUCAACCACGUCAACCACAACCACACCAACUACAACCACUUCAACAACUACACCAACUACGACCACUUCAACCACGUCAACAACCACACCAACUACGACCACUUCAACCACAACCACACCAACUACAACCACUUCAACAACUACACCAACUACGACCACUUCAACAACCACACCAACUACAUCAACGUCAACAACAACCACACCAACUACAACCACUUCAACAACUACAACCACUUCAACCACGUCAACUACAACUACACCCACUACCACCACACCAACCACAACCACUUCCACUACAUCUAGUACAUCUUCGACACCACAAACAACAAAAAUGGCCACACCUCCGACAACCACACCAACUACAACAUCUACUACCACAACUACAACCACACCAACUACAUCAACAACUACAUCCACACCAACUACAACAACUACAACCACACCAACUACAUCAACAACUACAACCACACCAACUACAUCAACAACUACAACCGCACCAACUACAUCAACAACUACAACCACACCAACUACAUCAACAACUACAACCACACCAACUACAUCAACAACUACAACCACACCAACUACAUCAACAACUACAACCGCACCAACUACAUCAACAACUACAACCACACCAACUACAUCAACAACUACAUCCACACCAACUACAUCAACAACUACAUCCACACCAACUACAUCAACAACUACAACCGCACCAACUACAUCAACAACUACAACCACACCAACUACAUCAACAACUACAUCCACACCAACUACAUCAACAACUACAUCCACACCAACUACAUCAACAACUACAACCACACCAACUACAUCAACAACUACAUCCACACCAACUACAUCAACUACAACAACGGCCCCUACAACCACAACCUCUGCAACUACAACAGUCCCUACUACCACAUCAACUGCAACUACAACCACAGAAGAAGCCACCGUUAAGGCCUGUCAGGAGGAGACGACGACCGAAGCCCCCACAACCACAGUGUCUGUUACUGACACCACUGAAGCCUGUGUCGGCACCGUGUAAUACCCGCGGCCAAGAUGGUGAAGCCUCUGUAUACUAAAUUUAAUAAUGUUCUUAGAGGUAAUGGGAGAGGAGACCCAUUUUU
This is a messenger RNA of Penaeus indicus, 1900 nucleotides long. Its product is annotated as mucin-2-like. The coding region runs from base 13 to 1818 and encodes 601 amino acids. Lineage: Eukaryota; Metazoa; Arthropoda; Malacostraca; Decapoda; Penaeidae. The transcript is spliced from 4 exons. The record is from RefSeq and is a predicted model, not a curated record.